Drosophila bipectinata is the source of this 874-nucleotide messenger RNA. RefSeq names its product calcium-binding protein P. NCBI's taxonomy places the organism in Eukaryota, Metazoa, Arthropoda, Insecta, Diptera, Drosophilidae. The record is from RefSeq and is a predicted model, not a curated record.
UAUAUUCAUCGCGAUAAUAUAAGAACAUAUAUUUAAUAUAAAGAUUAUAGUAAGAAAGGGAAUUAGUACUUCGAACCAGGCCGCACUUAUUGUGAUCUAUACGUUUUUGUCCACUUAUCAAAAAAAAUAAACACGCGCCUACUUUUUGGUCUGGAUGGAUGAGCAAGGUACUCUCAUGACCAACGUUUAGUCAGAUCUGAGAUCUCAGGUUAUACGAACGUCUCCGUUUUCGAAAUGAGGCAAUUUUUUGUGAUUUUACUACUCCUGGUGGUGGGAUGGCAGUGCUGUGGGGUGGCUCGGGCCGACAGUGAUAGCGACAGUAGCAGCAGCAGUGGCGAGCACAAGCACAAGGGCAAAGGACAUAAAUACAACAACCCCGCCUACCCUGCUCCUUACAGCUAUGGCCCCUAUGGCUACCCAUAUCCGUAUAAUCCCUACGCCUACAAUCAGAUUAUGCCGCAAUACCCGCCGCCUGGAUAUAACCCCUAUCCGUAUAAUCCCUACAUGCAGCCGCCACCACCACCGCCACCAAUGCCUGGCUACCCACCCCAGGCCCCUCAAGGCUAUCCAGGUCAGCCAGGCGGUUACCCGUCCCAGCCGGGAAACCCGAGCCAACAGAAUCCCAGCCAACCUUGGAAUGCCAACGCGCCUUCUAAUCCGUCACAACCACAGCAGCCCAAUGCCGGAGCUGGACAACCUCCAGCAUAUCCGCCACCAGCCUCAAGUGUCAUUAAUCACUCCCUUAAAGUCAAUAAGGAGUACAAUGAGGAUGGACACCACAGAACAUAAAUAAGAAACUAGUUUCAUGUGUAACUUGUAUCCGUUUUCGACAAAAUAUUUCAAAUAAAAUACAAAUAUAUACAUAUUAUCCUAA